CUUCUGCUGGAGACAUCAAAAAGCAACAAGGGAACGAUCAAAUUACGGGAAGCUGGAAAAGCAGUUGUAGGGUAGAACUAAAAUUGUGGCUAAGGGAUUGUGAAUUUCCACAACCUCCAGAGAACAGGGCUGGGGUAUCCCAGACAUCGGGAAGCUCCUCUCGGGACCAGACAUGGGACAGGGGGAUGAGGGGUAACAGUGCUGUGGGCAGAGCGUUUUUCGGCAAGGCAAUCAGAUCUUUUUCCGUGCUUGAUGUGCUCUCAGCCCCAGCGCUGUGGUCGGAGGGGUCCUGACCCGGGGUGAGCAGCGGCUCGGAGAGCUCCUGCCCAAGGAAGCAAUGACGGGCAUCACCUGCCGGGGAUGCUUUGGGGUGAAGGACCUCCGGCCGCAGCACCUUACGGGAGAGGCGUUCGGCCACCCAGUGCCACCAAGGUGGAGGAGAAAGCUCCGGGAACGAGGGAAGUGCCCCCGGUUCCCGCACAGCGACGGGACACGCGUUCCCCGCUCCAUGGCACGCUCUCAGCCGGCUCCGGGUUAGCGCCGCUUCUGCCGUGCGAUGCCGGGGAAGGCGGAUCCCCCUCCGGGGGCUCAAUUCCCGUUCUCCCGCUCCCCGACGGGAAGCGCGGCCGGUGCAGGGCGGUGCCGGCGGGGCGGUGCCGGUGCCCGGGGCGGUACCGGUGCCCAGGGCGGGCCCCGGGGCUGGGCGAGGCGGAGCCCGUCGGGCAGCGAGGCCGGUCCCAUGGGAGCCCGGCGGGCCGGUGGAUGCCCAUGGCUUUCAGCCCGGGGCUGCUGGUGGUGGCCGGUUCCUUCGCCGCUUUCCGCCUGCUGAACCGGGGGCUGGAGCGGCUCGUGCCGCCGCCGCCCUCGGCCCGGCGCAACCGCUGGAAGUGGCGCAACAUCUGGACAUCGCUGGCACACAGCGUGCUCAGCGGCGGCGGGGCGCUGGCCGGGUUCUACCUCCACCCCGAGAUGUCCAACGACCUGGUGGGCACACACCCGCCCGGGGCGCACAGCCUGGUGGCCGUGUCUGUAGGCUAUUUCCUUGAAGACUUUGUGGACAUGUUGUGCAAUCAGAAACUUCAUCAGUCCUGGGAGCUGCUCUUUCAUCACUCUGUGGUGAUCAUCUGCUUUGGUAUUGCUGUGCUGCUCCACCAGUACGUUGGCUUUGCCCUCGUGGCUUUACUGGUGGAGAUCAACUCCAUCUUCCUCCACCUGCGGCAGAUCCUGCUCAUGGCCAACCUGGUACACACCACCUGCUACCGCCUCAACAGCCUCAUCAACCUGGGCACCUACGUGGUGUUCCGCAUCGCCACGCUGGCCUGGAUGACCCGCUGGCUCUUCCUCAAUCGCCAGAACGUGCCCCCGGCCACCUACGCCGUGGGCACGGUGGGGAUGGCAAUCAUGACACCCAUGAACAUCAUCCUCUUCUACCGCCUGCUGCGGAGUGACUUCUUCAAAUCCAGACGGGACGCACGGCAGAAGGAGGACUAGCCUGCGAGGAGGGGCAGUUCCAAGCCCAUGGAGCAAGUGGAGGGUGAACGUGGUUGUUUCAGUACCUUGCAGGGAGGGGCUGCACUAACAGAGCAUCCAGGCUUUUCUUGUGGCUCAAGAUCCUGGGCCCUGCACAGCAGAGGAGGUGGUCAUGGACCAGGAUCUGCUCCCCAAACACUUUUGGAUGAUGUGGUCGGACAACUGGAAGCUGCUCAGAGAAGUCUCAACAGGUCUCACAGCUCCCUGAGGCACCACUGAGAUGAGAAGGGGGCAGAACAGCAUGGUUUCCCCACUGCUCUUCCAGACAUCCUGGCACCACAGGGUGUUUCCAGUCCCUCUGGUGCUGCAGCCCCCAACAUCCCAUCAGUCACAGGACAUUGAGUUCUCUGUGCUAUCUCCUAUGGGAACACCAGCAGCAAGACUCCAGGCAGACUCCUUGGAGCAAAGGAUGAUGGUGAUGGUCAAUAAAAACCAAACCCUGCACUGAUGAGCCCUCCCUGAGGAGAUUGUCCAUGCUGAGACCUGGCUGGCUGGCAGGUGACCACUGUGGGGUCCAGGUCGGGGACAGCCCCAACCUCUCCUUACAACUGGGGCUUUUUCCAUGUUGUUUCAUCCCCAGAUCAUUUAAGUGCCCAUAAAUGAGCAUGGGAGAGCACAAGUGGCUGGCAGAAGGAUGCUGUGUGAUGGUAACUUCCCACAGAUCUGGGGUUUUCAGGCACCUUUUAGGACUCAGGCAUCUGUUAGGAAUGCCAAGUUGUGCUGCAGAGCCUGGUGUAAUGCUCUCACCCGGCAGCAGAGGCUCUUACUAACACGAGCUUUUAAUAAAUGGCUGCAAAUGAAGUGGCUUGAAGGGAAAGGGCUGAGAGGGGACAAAAAGACUCAGCAUCCCAGCUCACUCUGGGGGUGUCACUGCUUAGCACAGUCUUUACCCUGUGUCUCCCUGCCACGGAGUGAAAAUACAGUGUACACUGGCACACUCUACCUCUCUUCUUGUGGUUUUUUUUCCCUAUCCCUCUCCUUUCUGUGGAAGAAGAUGAAGGUUUUAAAAUGUU
Messenger RNA from Parus major (Great Tit), 2543 nucleotides. RefSeq names its product TLC domain containing 2 (gene TLCD2). Gene Ontology annotation, biological process: plasma membrane organization; regulation of membrane lipid distribution; membrane assembly. NCBI's taxonomy places the organism in Eukaryota, Metazoa, Chordata, Aves, Passeriformes, Paridae. Gene Ontology annotation, cellular component: plasma membrane. The coding region runs from base 361 to 1491 and encodes 376 amino acids. The record is from RefSeq and is a predicted model, not a curated record. The transcript has 4 exons.